Molecule: messenger RNA, 627 nt
Organism: Triticum dicoccoides
Lineage: Eukaryota; Viridiplantae; Streptophyta; Magnoliopsida; Poales; Poaceae
Product: probable E3 ubiquitin-protein ligase ATL44
Exons: 1
Coding region: 1-627 (208 amino acids)
Source: RefSeq, a predicted model, not a curated record
AUGCAAAGACCUUGCGGCGGGUGCUGGGCCGCUCGCCGCCUGCUGACCGCGCCGGCGGCGGCCCCCUCGGCGGACCAGUCGAUGGAGGCGCAGCAGGCGCACCUGGAGAGGGCGCUGAGCAUCACCACCACCGUGCUCUUCGUCGCCAGCGUCUCCUAUAUCGCCCUCAGCACGCUCUACGCCUGCCUCCGCGCCGCCCGCCACGAAGACCCCGCCGGGGCCGACGCCGACGGCCCGGCGCCGCCGCGGGAGGCGACCAAGCGCGCGCUCGAGGGGAUCCCCGUGCGGGUGGUCGUCCUGCUGGACCAUCCGCGCGACGGCGGCUGCCCCGAGGCGGUCGUGGAGGACGAGGGGGUGGACGCCGACGCCUGCGCGGUGUGCCUGGCGGAGUACGCGGCCGGGGACGAGGUGCGCGUGCUCCCGGCGUGCCGCCACGGCUUCCACCGGGAGUGCGUCGACCGCUGGCUGCUCACGCGCGCGCCCACCUGCCCCGUCUGCCGCGCCCCGGUCGCCGCGCACCUCGACGGCGCCGACGCCAAGGAGGAGCUCUCCCCGCCCACGACCAGGCACGCCGGUCACUUUGGUGAUUUCGCCGCCUGGUCCCUUGGGCUCCCGGCGCCGAUAUGA